This is a messenger RNA of Trametes versicolor FP-101664 SS1, 1046 nucleotides long. RefSeq lists its product as uncharacterized. The coding region runs from base 1 to 1023 and encodes 340 amino acids. The record is from RefSeq and is a predicted model, not a curated record. The transcript has 21 exons. Lineage: Eukaryota; Fungi; Basidiomycota; Agaricomycetes; Polyporales; Polyporaceae.
AUGUCUUCCGCCGCCGCACUGCAGCCCCUUCUUGCGGAAGCCUCUGCGACGCUUGAAAAGACAUAUGGUGCAUACUUGAUCGGCACCUGUCUUAGCCUCGUGCUGUAUGGCAUCAGCCUCCUCCAGUUUUAUCGUUAUGUGCGCCUUUAUCCUACGGAUACGGCAUUCAUCCGCACUCUGGUAGUUGCUGUGAUGAUUUUGGAGACCGUUCAGAUUCCGAUGCUCAUGCAUUCUUGCUAUUGGGCUCUCGUCACGCACUACUUCGACCCGACAGCCCUCACACAAGGCAUCUGGUCCGUUCAGAUUGCGCCUACGGUCUCGGCUGCGAUAACUCUGACAGCUCAGACGUUCUUUGCCCGGAGAGUCGCCCUGCUCGGUCCCGGGUUCAAGAUCGUGGUCGGAAUCGCUACAUUGUGUUUGGCCGCUUUCUUGGGUAUGGCAAUUGCCGUGACCGUAGUCGCGAUACAGUUGCAUAACUUGGAGAACUUCGGGCCUAACACGGAGUGGUUGUUCGGCGCUGGUCUCUGGUUUGCUACGGGUGCAGAUCUACUGCUAGCGGGUUCCAUCAUUGUCGCACUCCGAUACAGCCGCGACACGUACGGUCCGCGAGGAGUGGAUGGUCGUGCGGACCGGUUCAUGCUCUACUUCGUGAACACCGGUCUGAUGACGGGGAUAUUCAACAUGAUUCCAUCUAUUCUGGCCACCACUGAUCCGAGGUCGUUCACUUGGGCUGCGGUGUCAUACAUCGCAACUCGGCUAUAUGCAAACACGCUUCUGGCUGUGCUCAACUCCCGCAAGCUGAUGGCCAGCCGUGGCGUGGAAAUCUUUGGCCCUGCCUCGUUCGAACGCAACAUCAUCUCCCGUGCGACCCACCUCGCCACUGUCGAGCAGUGGGGUGCCCCUCAGCUUCCUGACUCCGGUCCGGCAAGGAUCAACAUCAAGGUCACGGCAGAGAUGGAGGCCGACACGGUCAGCACCGUACAUCAGCGCGCUUUCGACAAGCGCAGCUACGACGCCGCAUGAACAGAGUGAGACGCCACCGCCGC